Erpetoichthys calabaricus (reedfish) is the source of this 3734-nucleotide messenger RNA. RefSeq names its product otoancorin-like. Gene Ontology annotation, cellular component: cell surface. The transcript is spliced from 25 exons. The record is from RefSeq and is a predicted model, not a curated record. Bases 102 to 3170 code for a protein of 1022 amino acids. Lineage: Eukaryota; Metazoa; Chordata; Cladistia; Polypteriformes; Polypteridae. Gene Ontology annotation, biological process: cell-matrix adhesion.
AAUCUCAGCACACAUUGAUUUUUGUCUGGCAGCAGCUCAUUUCCCAUCAUUACACACCUACUUCACUGAGGGACAAGCAACUCAAGGUGUGAAGUCAAACAAUGAGGUCAGCUCUCUUUAAAGUUGUUCUGUGCAUCAGUCUUGCAGGGCCACUGCUAGGUCAACAAGGAAACGCUAAAGAGGACAAUAGCAAAAAGAAGGGGAAAUGUGAAGGAUGGGAGGCUUCUCUACAAAUUCAGCUUACAACCCCCAAUACGUUUUCUGAACUUCUGCAGAACUACAGGAAGGAGCUGUGCAGUCUAUCUGCAAAGUGUGUGGAAUCAUUUGCUCUCACACCCCAGCCAUCAGCUGUAAAGGAUCUAAUGAAUGCCCUGAACUCUGUUUAUGAUGAUUUGAACCCUGGGACCAGGAAAGCUAUCUACAACUGGAUUGAAUCAGUUUAUAAUCAGAAGAAAGGAAAAGAUACUGCUAGCUGGAUGACCGUUGAAGUGCUCCAGUUGCUAAUGCGUUUUCUUUUGCAAGCUCCGAUUUCUACCUUGAAGGCCUUGGCUGAGAGCAGCAACAGUUCACUGUGCACCUUCUACCUGAAGGAUUCCAACAUCUGGAGCAGCCUCUAUGAUUUAGACUCGGCACAAGCAAACACGAUUCUCAAGGGGCUUCAGAAGUGCAACAUCUCCAUUAUAAGACCUGACGUGAUUCCCAAACUCGGACAGCUGACAUGUUACUUCACCCCCUAUGUCAGUAAUUUGAAUGAGACUGCCACUUCUGCUUUGAUGAACCAGCUGAAGAACUGCAGCAACAAUGUCAAAAAUGUGUACCAAGAAAUUGCAAGAUCUCUAAGUCCAAAUAAUCUGAAUGCUGAAAAACUGAAGAACAUUGGUGAAGCUGCAGUUGGACUAAGCAUCAGCCAGCUUGUAAAUCUCAGCAAGGAUGCUGUUGUUGGAAGCUUGGCAUCACUAACAAAAAUGAAAAGCUGGAGCAACUCCCAGAAGACAGUGUUACUCAAGAAGGUCUUGGGUUCCAUGAAUCUUACUGGCGCUAACCUGACCCAACUUGGGAGUCUGGUCAGUGCUAUGAAGUCCAGCACUUUACAGACUUUAAAAGGCAAAGAUUUUCUGGAUGCUUUCAAAAACAAGGAUGUUACAGACUCCAUGGAAACCAUGCAGCCUGUUCAGAAGAAGUCCAUCAUUUCUAAGAUUUUAAAAGAUAAAUCAAUCAGUGAGACUCUGAAGGAUAUGCCAGUGGCAUUGUUUCCAGAGAUAUCCACCAAAUCUUUAAGGGAUGCUAAUAAAACAGCUUUCACCUUGGAUUUCCUUGAUCGUUCCAUUCCAUGGAAUAAAGGCCAGGCAUUGGUCAUCAUAAAAAAACUUGCUAACAAUAUGAGCUCCUCUGAUGACUUCAAGAAACUUAGGGGUGCAGUAAAAGGCUUCACAUGUGACCAAAUAAGGAACUUAUCUUUGGACACUCUGCGCACUCUGGCCGCCAAUGAGAACAUCACCCGGGAUCAGGUCCGAUGUGCCAGCAACUGUUAUUUCAAGGCUAUAAAUCUGACCAAUUCCAGUGCCUUUGUCAACAUGACACAGGAAAGCAUUAAGCAGAUUCCACCCAAUUUUAUACUAAUGUUAAGGUCUUUCAAGGAGCUGAUGAAUAUUUCCAGUUCUGUCUGUCCUACUGUGAUGGCCCUUCUUGCACAAGCUAACCCCAAAAUCAUACCCAGAAGCUCUGCAAGGCGCACAGAAGCUGCACAAUUCAUCAAGAAUUGCUUGAACAUCACAAACACCAAAGAUUUAACUCCCAGCCAAGUUGCCGAUCUGGGGUUCAGCAUCUGCUUUUUUGAUUCUAAAGACAUUGACAACUUAACCGCCACUUCUUUUCAGGAAGCUAUUAGCAGGUUGAAAGAGUGCGGUAAAUUUGAAGGCAAUUUGAACAAAUCUCUUGCCAAUAAAAUAACAGAAGUGUUUGGAAAACCCCAAAAUUGGACUUCAGAUGUUUUGAAUCAGCUUCAGUCUUUGCUGUCCGUUUUUGACGUCUCCCAACUGCAAAAGCUCAAUGGCACAGCAGACAUGAAGUUAAUCAUUGGAGACAUUCUCUCUCGGGUAGUAAGAGAAAAAGAGUUUGUAGUCAAAGAUUUAGAUUUCGUUCCCAGUAUGGACUCUGUAAGAAAACUGUACUCUCAAUUGGUUCUUGGAUCAUCAGCAUCGUCAACAAGCAGCCGAAAGAAAAGAGCAGAUUGUACUGGUGUCAGGAUACCCACAACAGCUAACAUUCGACAGCUUGGAGAUGCUUCUUCUGAAUAUUCGAGUAUGGAACUGUCAUGCAUGUCCAGUGAAACUUUUACUAAUACCUUAGACAUUUUGUCCUCGGUCAAUGGAUUUAACAUGGAGCAACUGACUUCCCUUAAGAAUAAAGCUGAAGAGGUUUUUGGUAGCACUUUAGUCAAUGAAACCAGUAGCCUGAAAAGAAUAUGCCUGGCUUUUACCAGCACUGAAGUCACGACAUACUUUCCAAAUCCUGAUAUUGAUGUUCUCUCAAGCAUUGGGCUAUAUCCUGACUGGCUAAAUGUUACUUUCUUCCCUAAUGCCCAGAUAAUUGCAAACAACUUCUUGAACACUACGCCUGCACGUAACCUGCUCAGUAGUGACCUGGUGGGCUUGGGUUACUUCAUCUGUGCUUUCAGCCCUGAACAGAUCGGCAAUAUCAGUCCCACAGAGUACAGUACUUCUGCUAACAGCAUUGGAAAACUAAACUGCUCACUUCCUGUCUUGAGAGCAUUGAAGGAUAUUGCAGUUCGAGCCUUUGGAACGCCCAACUCUUGGACUGCUGAUCAGCUUCAGGAAGUUGGCACUGUAACAGCUGGAUUGAGUAGCUCUGAACUACAAAGUAUCAAUGACUCUGUGGUGGCGUAUAUAACUCAGAUGGCUGUGUCUCUGAUCCCUCCAGAUGUUUUCAAAGGCUUUACUGUACAACAACUUGAAAACUUUGGGAUGGAGAAUGAAGUGGCUGUGACAAGCAGCCAGCGAAGUGUGCUCAACUCUGACCAAUCAAACGCUUUGGCCAAGAACCAGAUUUCAGCAGCAUUUCUAGGCAGUGGGUCAUCCAACCUGAUGAGACCUUUGGAUGGUCAUAUUCUUCUCCUGCUGACUCUCGCUCUUCUGGGAAUCCCACAUUAACCAUUGAACCUCCCAGGCUGAGAAUCCAAUCCAUUUUUACUUGGAAGUCCUCAUCUCUCCAGAACCAAAAAAGAUUCAGCAUUAAAAGAUCAAAGAGACAGGCUUUUUCUCCUUAGAUAAAUGAAUUACUUUUUAUCAAAUUCUUAUAUGACCAUCGUCAUUCAUUUUUCAUUCCAAGCAUAUGUAGCACUCACUAUGAAAGCAUAAUGUUCUUUCCUUAAUGAGCUAUAAAUACUGAAAGUUUUUGGUUUUACAGUCAAAUAACUAUCUUCCCCUACUUCUAUAGCAAACACACCCCUAGAAAACCAGUCUGUUUUCUUUAGGAAGGCCUUUGCACUUAUCUGUCAAAUGCAUCACAUUUCUUCAACACUGACAGGACAGUACUUUAUAUUUAAGGUACCUUAUGUACCUUAUGCCUUUUUAUAUGGGAUAAUCUUAAGUUUUUAAAUAAAUACAGUAUGUAAGUAUAAAAUAUAAAAAUAAGUAUAUACACUCUACUUCAUUCCAUCACUCUAAAUUGGUGUAACACAGGAGAUCAACACACAAUUAAAACACUCUGAAGAA